GAUGCCGGUUAUGAAAGGAACUAGGAGUUCUACAAAGAUUAGGCUGCAUUAAGUAUUCAGAAGCUGUAGUCCAUGAUUUGUUCCGGAUAUAAUCUGUUAUAGAUAUUGCUAAGCAAAAUACUCAGCAACCCACAGGGAUAGAAAGAUUGAAUUAUAGUAUGGAAGGGUUAAAGCAAAACUCGUCAGGAAUAAACAAAAUAACUCAAAAAUGUUACAGAAAUAUGGGACUCCUAAUUUGAAGAAACUAAAUCCUACGAUAUCUCAAAAUCAAAAGGAUACUAUUAAAAUCCAUGACCUCCCCUCAAUAAAGCAAAAAGAAGCACUCCAAAAAUCGACUGACUCAACCACCACAAAAUAAGUUCAAACCCCCUUCUCACCCUCACAACCAUUCUACGUCCAAACCCAUUCACCCAAAAGUCCCUUCUCAGCCUUCAAAUUGAGCUGAUUCCUUCUCUGCUUCAUUUACCACUUCUAAGAAUAGGCUUCCAGCCUUUGAGAAAUAAAGCACUUGAGAAACUUAAGAAGUCAAGAUUGGGGAAGUGAAUGAAGGCAUGUGCUAGUGAGGGCAGGUCAAAGGGAUGUAAGUGAGUGGAAGAGGUGAAAGGAGACUCAGAGAAUGUUAAGAAGAGAUUGGAUGAAAUUGAAGCAAUUGUGAUGAGAAUUAGGGAUGAUGGAGAUCAGGUGAUUAGGAAUAGGUAUUUUAAAGCAAGGAAGGAGAGGGAGGGUCAGAGAAGGAUAGAUUAUGCCAGAAAUUCGAGAAUUCCAUUAAAAGAUCCUUACCAAAAUAUGAGUAUGGAUCGUAAACUAAGAAGACCUAAAAACAGAAAAUUAAGCCACCAUCUCCCUUACUCCAAAACAAACCCCAUAAACCACCCCUCUUACACCUCUUCGUCCACUCUCCCAGAUCAUAACCCCUCUAAGUCCAGCUCCCUUCUGCACCCUCCAAAGACCUUGGCUAUGUUCAAGCACAAAUCUACCAGCACUGAGAACCUUUGUCCUCACAAUCCUCAAAAAACUUAAGAGCUCAGCCUAAGAUCUCACAUAUUGUGUCUUCAAUUGAAAAGUCGCCUAACCAAGCUGCUCAGUCUAGAAUAGGCAAGACUGGA
Molecule: messenger RNA, 1106 nt
Organism: Moneuplotes crassus
Lineage: Eukaryota; Ciliophora; Spirotrichea; Euplotida; Euplotidae
Source: the annotation of a GenBank genome assembly